Artibeus jamaicensis (Jamaican fruit-eating bat) is the source of this 2580-nucleotide messenger RNA. It is a transcript of the gene ASCC1, whose product is annotated as activating signal cointegrator 1 complex subunit 1. The transcript has 11 exons. Gene Ontology annotation, molecular function: RNA binding. Gene Ontology annotation, cellular component: nucleus. Gene Ontology annotation, biological process: regulation of DNA-templated transcription; DNA alkylation repair. The coding region runs from base 155 to 1228 and encodes 357 amino acids. Lineage: Eukaryota; Metazoa; Chordata; Mammalia; Chiroptera; Phyllostomidae. The record is from RefSeq and is a predicted model, not a curated record.
UGCUCGCUUUCAUGGUUCAGGGCUUCUGCUUUCUUUUCACUCCACACACCACCCCGUAGUAGGGUUAAAUUGUCCUUCUGAGCAGUUUCUUAACCCACGGUCGGCAGGUUAAGGGAGGGCAGGAUUUCACUGAAAUAUUAUUUGGGAACAUAUCAUGGAAGUUCUGCGCCCACAGCUUAUAAGAAUUGGGGGACGGAUUUAUAGAAAGAAUCCCAUUCAAGAACAGACAUACCAACAUGAAGAAGAGGAUGAGGACUUCUAUCAAGGCUUCGUGGAGUGUGCAGAAGAGCCCUGUGAUGGCUACGAGGUGGUGCAGACCGAGCAAGGUUUCCAGUGUACCGUGAAGGCCCCCAGCCUGCUCUACAAGCAUAUAGUUGGAAAGAGAGGGGACACAAGGAAGAAACUAGAAAUGGAGACCAAAACUUCUAUUAGUAUUCCUAAACUCGGACAAGAAGGAGAAAUUGUAAUCACUGGCCAGCAUCGAAGUGGUGUAAUUUCCGCCCGAACUCGGAUUGAUGUUCUUUUGCUCACUUUCAGAAGAAAGCAGCCCUUCACGCACUUCCUUGCCUUUUUCCUCAAUGAAGUUGAGGUUCAGGAACGAUUCCUGAAGUUCCAAGAGGAAGUACUGGAGAAGUGCUCCAUGGAUCGUGGAGUUGAUAGCAGUAUUUUCCAGAAUCCAAAAAAACUUCACCUAACGAUUGGGAUGUUGGUACUUUUGAGUGAGCAAGAGAUCCAGCAGACAUGUGAGAUGCUAAAGCAGUGUAAAGAGGACUUCAUUGAUGAUAUUUCUGGGGGCAAACCCCUGGAAGUAGAGAUGGAAGGGAUAGAAUACAUGAAUGAUGAUCCAGGCAUGGUGGAUGUUCUUUAUGCCAAAGUUCAUAUGAAAGAUGGCUCCAACAGGCUGCAGGAAUUAGUUGAUCGAGUGCUGGAACGUUUUCAGGCAUCCGGAUUAAUAGUAAAAGAGUGGAAUAGUGUGAAACUCCAUGCUACCGUGAUGAAUACUCUAUUCAGGAAAGACCCCAAUGCUGAAGGCAGGUACAAUCUCUACACAGCAGAUGGCAAAUAUAUCUUCAAGGAAAGAGAAUCAUUUGAUGGCAGAAACAUUUUAAAGCUGUUUGAGAACUACUCCUUUGGUACCCUGAAGCUCAAUUCAGUCCACAUCUCUCAGAGGUUCACAGUGGACAGUUUUGGAAACUAUGCCUCCUGUGGACAAAUUGACUUCUCCUGAAGUGGACCUUGGGAAGCAGUGAAAAUUGGACUUCUUCAUAAGGGCAGCAGCACGGGAAACGAAGACGGUAUUGGUGGGACUGCGCAGAGUGCCCUGGGCAGAUGUCGGCUGCAGGAGGUGCUGCCGCCUCCUCACAUCCUUUCUCCCUCCACAUCCUCUCUUUCUUCUUUCCUUGGCCUUACCUUGCUUUUUACUUUCUGUUUAAGAAGUUGGAUUCUGAACCCUGUGUUUUAAGGUCACUACAUAGUGAGGGUUGUGUAUAACACUCAGCUUGUUUAGCACUGUGACUGCACAGAUCAGUUGUGAAUAAACAAAUUUCCAAAGCAGCUGUGUCUUUUAAUAUUUUCAUAGUUUUAUGGUUUGACCCCCUUAGUGUGUGUUUUGGAUUCAGUGUUGCCAUCACCUAUUCACGGGUGGAGCUGUGUCGUUGAUCCAGCACGUACUCACUGGUGCCCGUAGGACUGGUUUUCCCCCAGAAGCUUUGUACUAGUAAUACGCAUUCUUUAGUUGGAGUCGAUUUUUACCUUGCUCACCGCCGAUGGUUAGAUGGCGCGUAGGAAUGAUGCUCCAGGGAUGGCACCGGCCAGGGAGGCCGACUGGGGGGGUCAGCGCCCGCGUGUCAUCCUGGUGCUUCUGCUCCCUUACUGGUCUCUUUCUGAUGGCUGGCACCAGUAGGACUUUGUGAAAGCACAGCAGUGGUAGAAAGCAAAUAAUUUUUGAUGGAGCCAGAAGAACUUCUCGAGAUUCAGGGUCCCCUCUCACCAAAGUGUCAUGGCACACAUGUUGGGGGGUUUGCUGCCCUGUUUGUGAUUGGGUCUCAUCAUAUCUCACUGUGCUGCUGCUAGUUUAUGAGGCACCACUUCACCCUCUGUUCUUGGAAGAGGAAGAGGGAAAAUGAACUAAUCACCCCAAUUGUUACACAAGAUUAGUAUCGGUAUAUUGUGAACUUUGUUACAGAGAAUAAUUUUGAUUUUUUUAGAGGGGGCAUAAUGAGUUACCCCCAGAUGAACUCCAUACCCAUCAUAAAGACAUGAUAAAUAUUACUUAACAACAUUUAUGUUUAAAGAUUUUUAAUAUUAUUUAUUUUUAGAGAGAGAGGGGAAGGGAAGGAGAAAGAGAGAGAAAACAUUGAUGUGAGAGAGAAACAUCGAUCAGAUCAGGGACCGAACCUGCAACCCAUGCAUAUACCCCGACCAGGAAUCUAACUGGUGACCCUUUGCUCUGCGGGAUGAUGUCCGAUCAACAGCCGCACCAGCCAGGACUUAACAACAUUUAUUUUUAAAUGAGCUCCAGAGUUGGGACCCUGGUGGGAACUGGCCGCACAGUGACACACAGCUUUGUUGAGGUGUGCU